AUGAGUGAUCAUGCGGGAGAAAACUCCAAGAAAAGCAAUUCUGCCCAAGAAACAUCUGCAGAAGGAAAUGUCUCUCCUGCUAAGGACUACUCAAUAACACAAAAACAAUUGUUGAAGAAAAAAAUACACGAUUCUGCCUCCCACAAGACAACUUUCAAACUCCAUGCUGUACCAAAGCCAUGUAUUCAGAGUCAUGGUUGUUCCCUCUCCUGUCAGGAUGCACAGUCGCAACAACUCGAGAAACAAUUAAAAUGCUUAGCCUUUCAAAAUCCAGGACCUCAGGUAGCUGACUUCAAUCCUGAAACUAGAGAGCAGAAAAAGAAAGCGCGCAUGUCACAAAUGAAACAAGAUUUUUUUUAUAAGCCCAAAAUUACGAAGAAGUAUGACAAACAUGGCAGGCUGCUUUGUAAUAAUAUUGAUUUGUGUGAUUGCCUGGAAAAGAACUGCCUGGGUUGCUUCUAUCCUUGCCCCAAAUGCAAUUCAAACAAAUGUGGACCAGAAUGUCGCUGCAAUAGGAAAUGGGUUUAUGACACAAUUGAGACCGAAGCUGGGAAUGUGAUCAGUGUGUUGCCAUUUUUUGUCCCUGACUGA
Molecule: messenger RNA, 591 nt
Organism: Fulmarus glacialis (Northern fulmar)
Lineage: Eukaryota; Metazoa; Chordata; Aves; Procellariiformes; Procellariidae
Gene: ARL14EPL
Product: ADP-ribosylation factor-like 14 effector protein-like
Source: RefSeq, a predicted model, not a curated record